AUGGAAGCGGGAUUCACCUUCCUUUUCUUCGGUGGCGUCCUACUCCGUCUAAACCUCGUCGCUGGUCUCGCUGUGCUAUCCCUACGGCUGCAGCCGUUCGCCUUCCCGGAAAAGACUAUCGUUGGAACCCAAGUGACCGCGACCUGCACAACAGUAGAAGCAGCGCAAAACGUACGUUUCCGCUGGUUCAAGAACGGCAGGCUGCUCACGGGUUCGGAACGAGACGGUCGGAUACGUUUGAGAACCUUCCCCGAUGUCUCUAACUUAGUCAUCGGGCCGCUUGAAGAGAACGACAGCGGAAACUACACUUGCACCGGCACGGCGGGCCUCAAGUCCGACUCCUACACUCAGACCCUGCACGUUUUGGUUCCCCCAAGAUGGAUCAAAGAGCCAAGCGACGUCAGCGUCCGAGAGGGCGACAAUGUCACGGUGACGUGCAAUGCAUCGGGCCGCCCAUCUCCUGCGAUUAAGUGGAAACGCAAGGGCGUUCUUCUCAGUGCAUCUGGAUCGAAGCUCGAGCUCUUCAAGACAUCGAAGGCGGACUCCGGAAUAUACAAGUGCACCGCAGACAAUGGCCUUCGCGAGCCACUCACUAAAGAAAUCCGUGUCUCAGUUUAUGGUACGACUUGA
Messenger RNA from Dermacentor silvarum, 630 nucleotides. RefSeq names its product MAM domain-containing glycosylphosphatidylinositol anchor protein 2-like. The record is from RefSeq and is a predicted model, not a curated record. Gene Ontology annotation, biological process: axon guidance; dendrite self-avoidance; homophilic cell-cell adhesion. Gene Ontology annotation, cellular component: plasma membrane; axon. Gene Ontology annotation, molecular function: cell-cell adhesion mediator activity. Lineage: Eukaryota; Metazoa; Arthropoda; Arachnida; Ixodida; Ixodidae. Bases 1 to 630 code for a protein of 209 amino acids. The transcript is spliced from 4 exons.